Mytilinidion resinicola is the source of this 737-nucleotide messenger RNA. Its product is annotated as SURF6-domain-containing protein. The record is from RefSeq and is a predicted model, not a curated record. Gene Ontology annotation, molecular function: RNA binding; DNA binding. The coding region runs from base 1 to 570 and encodes 189 amino acids. NCBI's taxonomy places the organism in Eukaryota, Fungi, Ascomycota, Dothideomycetes, Mytilinidiales, Mytilinidiaceae. Gene Ontology annotation, biological process: ribosomal small subunit biogenesis; ribosomal large subunit biogenesis. Gene Ontology annotation, cellular component: nucleolus. The transcript has a single exon.
AUGCGCGGAUCCGGCUCGCCGUCGGGGCUCGUGACGCCUGAUAUCUUUGCGUCGCGGCCGCUGGAGAACAGUUUCAAUUUCUCGUUUGGGCGCGUCGCGUUCGAUGAUGGGCAGCAGGUUGAUUCGAAGUUGUCGGGGUUGGUGGCGUCGAAGAAGCGGAAGGGGCCGAGUGAUCCGAGGACGGCGCUGGAGGCUGCGAAGAAGAAGCGUGCGAGGAUUAAUGGGCUGGAUGAGGAGAAGAAGGCGGAGAUUGUGGAGAAGGAUGCGUGGUUGAAUGCCAAGAAGAAGGCGCAUGGUGAGAAGGUGAGAGAUGAUGAGUCGUUGCUGCUGAAGACGCUCAAGCGGAAGAAGAAGACGAAGCUAAAGAGUGAGAAGGAAUGGAAUGAGCGACUGGAAGGCGUGCAGCAUGGCAAGGAAAUGAGGCAGAAGAAGCGCGAGGCUAAUCUGCAGAAGCGGAGAGACGGCAAGAAAGACAAGAAGAACAAGGUGAAGAGUUCCAAAGUGAAGAAGCCAGCGAAGAAGGUCAAGAGGCCAGGCUUUGAGGGGAGCUUCAGGUCGAAGGCGAAAUGAUCGAGGGUGUAGUUGAAGGUUUGAUUUGGAAGGUCUGCGAUUUGAGCGUAUUGCUCAGGAUAUGGUCGCCGUUUGGAGUGAGUUCAUCGCUUCUGAGCUUUCAAGUCGAGGCAUUACCGAUGCCGUAUUCUCCCUAUUUUGUUUUCUGGGUUAUGUAUCUUAGCGAC